CCCUCUUCCCCUCUUCCCCCGUCUUCUCCUUCCUCUAACCCUAUAAAUAAUAUAUAUAGCUCUGCAGCAGAAUCAAACCAAAACGCUCUGGUUCUUGUUUGAUUUUGAGUUUAGAUACAGCUAUAGAGCUUCGAGUAGCGAUUAAUAGUGAUAAUCGCGGUGGGAUAAUCAGAUGGAAAUUGCGCAUUUUAUAUUUGGGAUUUUUGGCAAUGCGACUGCGCUCUUCUUGUUCUUGUCUCCCAUAUUAACGUUCCGGAGAGUUAUUCGGAAGAAGUCCACAGAAGAUUUCUCGGGAGUUCCGUACAACAUGACCUUGCUGAACUGCCUCCUCUCCGCCUGGUACGGGCUACCGUUUGUCUCACCAAAUAACAUGCUGGUGUGGACGAUCAAUGGCACGGGGGCGCUGAUUGAGGCCAUCUACGUGCUCAUCUUCCUCAUUUACGCGCCCACGAAGGUGAGGGGUCGCAUGUUCGCGCUCCUCUCUCUCGUCUCCUCCUUGUUUGCCGCCAUUGCUCUCAUCUCCGUGCUCGCCCUCCACGACAACUCUCGCAAGCUCUUCUGCGGCUCCGCGGCCACCAUCUUCUCCAUCUGCAUGUACGCCUCGCCUCUCUCCAUCAUGAGGCUUGUGAUCAAGACAAAGAGUGUGGAGUUCAUGCCAUUCUUUCUAUCUCUAUUUGUAUUCUUGUGUGGAACAUCAUGGUUUAUCUACGGUUUGCUAGGCCGCGAUCUUUUCAUCAUUAUACCAAAUGGUUGUGGAAGUGCACUUGGUGCAGUGCAGCUGAUACUGUACAUGAUUUACAGAAACAACAGGGGAGAAAAAGAUCAUGCCGCCGCCGAUCUCAAGGCCGCCGCUCUGAAGAGCAAGGCCAUUGAGAUCGGCGGGGGGGGGGAGCGCCGCCAAGAUAUAGCAAAGAGAAGGAGAAGGAGAAGAAGAAGAAGAAUGAGGAAGCCGAAAAAGAGCAGGUGUAAGUUGUUAUAUUUGAAUGGAGGUGAAGUCUCAGUACAGAGAACAUAG
Molecule: messenger RNA, 1015 nt
Organism: Phalaenopsis equestris
Lineage: Eukaryota; Viridiplantae; Streptophyta; Magnoliopsida; Asparagales; Orchidaceae
Product: bidirectional sugar transporter SWEET1
Exons: 6
Coding region: 173-1015 (280 amino acids)
Biological process (GO): carbohydrate transport
Cellular component (GO): membrane
Molecular function (GO): sugar transmembrane transporter activity
Source: RefSeq, a predicted model, not a curated record